This is a messenger RNA of Dromiciops gliroides (monito del monte), 940 nucleotides long. It is a transcript of the gene DYNLT1, whose product is annotated as dynein light chain Tctex-type 1. The record is from RefSeq and is a predicted model, not a curated record. Gene Ontology annotation, molecular function: dynein intermediate chain binding. The transcript has 5 exons. NCBI's taxonomy places the organism in Eukaryota, Metazoa, Chordata, Mammalia, Microbiotheria, Microbiotheriidae. Gene Ontology annotation, cellular component: cytoplasm; cytoplasmic dynein complex. The coding region runs from base 83 to 424 and encodes 113 amino acids. Gene Ontology annotation, biological process: microtubule-based movement.
GCUUUGGAGAGUGGUGGACAGAAGGCACUGCGCAGGCGCAGUAGGUAGUACUCGCUUGGACAGCGGCGGUUGAGGAGGGAAGAUGGACGAUUUCCAGGCUUCAGAGGAGACCUCUUUUGUGGUUGAUGAAGUGAGUAACAUUGUAAAAGAGGCCAUAGAAAGCGCAAUUGGUGGUAACGCUUAUCAACACAGCAAAGUCAAUCAGUGGACAACAAAUGUAGUAGAACAAACUUUAAGUCAACUUACCAAGUUGGGGAAACCAUUCAAGUACAUUGUGACCUGUGUGAUUAUGCAGAAGAAUGGAGCUGGGCUGCAUACAGCAAGCUCUUGCUUUUGGGAUAACACCAGUGAUGGAAGCUGCACAGUGAGAUGGGAGAAUAAGACCAUGUACUGUAUAGUCAGUGCCUUUGGACUGUCAAUUUAACUUUCCUGGAACUGUAUGGCCUCAUUUUUUUUUAACCACUUCCAUUCCAUGGUCUGUCUACGUACUGUGAAUUCAGCAAACUUUUAAAAGGUUUUAAAAGUAUCUUGUACUUUCAGAUGUAGGGGGGAAAUCCCAAAUGGCCGCUGUUACAUGGGUUACACACUUCACUUUGUUCACUGUCAGUCGACAUCCAGUAUUGUUACUUUGUCUUAACUCUUCAAUACUUCCAAGUAUUCAAAGGUGCUAAAAAUGAAAUCUGCUGCAGCAUGACACUUUUUCUAAUUUCUGAAAUGAUUUAUAUAAUACACUAACUUCCCACUUUAUACUUUUCUUAGGAGAAUAAUAAAUUAUUAAAAUUCAGAAAUUCUGGUGUUGGGUUUUUAAGGUUCUGGAAAAUCAGAAUUCAUAGUCCUAGACAUCCAGUUGAAAAAUCAACUGUGGAAGCUUAUUUGACUAUACCAUAAUAAAAGAGAGGCAGGGGCAGCUGGGUGGCACCGCAGAUAGAGCACCAGCCCU